Lodderomyces oxycetoniae is the source of this 1737-nucleotide messenger RNA. RefSeq lists its product as uncharacterized. Bases 1 to 1737 code for a protein of 578 amino acids. The record is from RefSeq and is a predicted model, not a curated record. The transcript has a single exon. NCBI's taxonomy places the organism in Eukaryota, Fungi, Ascomycota, Pichiomycetes, Serinales, Debaryomycetaceae.
AUGUUAUUUUUUCAAGAAAAAGGUGGUAUGGAUCAGACAUACAUCUAUGACUUGUCGGACGAGUUUCUCAACUCGCUAAAAUUGCUACGAUUUGACUUGAAUACCUCACAAAUAGUGCAACUUAUUGAACAAACACAGGAAGUCAAGGUAAAAGCAGAAAUUAAAGAUGAAAGUUAUUACAAAUCAGAUCUUCACCGCUACAAUUUAAAACGAGCGCAAAGCAAUUUACCACCUGUGAGUGAAGAAGAAUUUGAAGAAUUGUUAGAGACGGAAUCUAUAGAGGACAUUUCAGGGUCAGAUAUUAACAGCGAGUCGGAACUGGAUGAUCAGAAUCAACAAGAUCUAAAAGUGCAAAGUUUGAUCAAUAAAUUGAGCAUACAAGAAGAAGAAGAAAAAGAUAACGACUACAACUCAUCAGCAUCACAUCUACACACGAAAAGUCCUUUUAUAUUAUUUGAGAGCCCUCUUGUUCCUGAAUCCAAAGCAAUUGGGAUAUACAAGGCUGUCUUUACGGGCAAUGAGCUCGAUUCUCCACACGACAGUUUAAUGUCUAUAAAAAGGCAAGCCCACGGUAAGUCUGCUAUAUUCAUGAUUGGCGGAGGACAUUUUGCAGGAGCGAUCAUUUCUCAUGAACAACUAGACCUCAAGGGACAAGCUACAUUAUCAUCAAGAGAGCUGAGUGUCAACGUCAUAUUGUCCAAGACAUUUCAUAGAUAUACUACAAGAAGGAAACAGGGUGGUGCUCAAGGAGCAAGCGAUAACUCUCGCGGGAAAGCAGUUUCGGCUGGGUCAAGCAUCAGGAGAUACAAUGAACAGGCAUUGGCACAGGAAGUCCGAGAAUUGAUUUCGGAAUGGGGGGAGCAUAUACGCGAAUGCUCUUCGAUAUAUAUUAGGGCUAACGGUCCUACAAACAAAAAAGUACUUGUUGGGUACGAUGGUGCAUUGAUCAAGCCGGGUGAUGAAAGAGUCAAAAAGCUUCCAUUUUCUACCAAACGAGCAAGUUUGUCAGAAGUGAAACGAAGCUGGUACGAAUUGACUCAUUUGAAAAUAGUUGUUCUUCCAGAGCCAACAAUUAAGACAGAACAAGCGAUUAAAAAGGAAAAAUUGCCACAACAAAUGGAAAUAUCACCUGAACAGAAGGAGCAAGAGGCAUUGGCAAACGAAUUAACGACUGCACUAAAAAAACAAAAGGGACCAUCCUUUAUGAAACUAAUUAAGGAAAAAAACAUCAAUGUUGACGAAUACAGGUUGAACACAAGUGGCCAACUUACAAAUACGCCAACCUUACUUCAUUAUGCUUCUGCAAAUAGAUUGGUUCACAUGGUUCAAAUUCUCUUACUCAACUUGAGAGCUUCCCCACUUGUAGUGAAUGAUCUAGGAAAAGUGCCUGCAGAAUUGGGUGAUUCAAACACAAGAAGAGUCUUUCAAAUUGCAAGAAGUAGGCUAGGGGAAGAUUACUGCGAUUGGGACAGUGCAAAAGUGGGAGUGGCUCGCACAAAAGCAGAGUUUGAAGAAGAGGAUAGGAAACGUGAAAAUCAGAUCAAAGAGGAAAAGCAAAAACAACUAAAACUAGAACUAGCUUUGGAAAAAGACAACCAACCUCCCACUCGUACAGCAAAACCAGUACCAAAUAGUAACAUUAACAUCAAUGGCUUGUCUGCUGAACAAAAGGCAAAACUAAUGAGAGAACAACGCGCGCGUGCAGCUGAGGCAAGAUUGAAGAGUCUGACCCGAUAA